AUGGCUCCUGAGACAGCAAGCAUUGCUUACCAUAUCGCUUUCCAAAUAAGCAAAAAGUCUCCCAAAGCCGGGACAACAGCCCCGAUUGCCGAAUGGGAGCACCCGAUAUACAUUCGUCCGUUGCGCGUGGAACGCGCCCCAGUCCUCGUGCCAGGAGAAAGCAAAUUCUAUUGCCUGCGGCGAGAGGUUACAAUUACCCGGGGUCUUUCCGGAGCACACCAGGGUGUUCUGUCAGCCCAAGCAGUCCAGCCCACCGCGAUAGCGCCAAAUGAAACCCCUUUCCGCCUGGUACCCAUCGACCUACAAUACAGAGCCCUCUCUGGUGCCCCUCCGCCCAAACUGUCAGCAAUCAAAGUCGAACUCCAAGCGAUCACUUUCUUCGGCGCCAAAUCUUGGUCAGACUUUCCCGACCUGACAGAUCCGGUAACCUGGGGCCGCCACCAGAACCAUUAUACAUACCCGGUAUCGUUGGCAGACAUGCAGCCCGGCCCGCUGAAGUGGCAGCAGAAGAACACAGAUGAUGAAACCUCGCCGAUCUUCAGAUCCACAAUCCAGGUGCCCGUGGAGCUUCCUGGUAAGUUCGACUACUCUCCAACUUUCAACCACUGCUUCAUCUCCCGGGUGUAUGCUUUGAAGGUUGAUAUAUGUUAUCGGGCCCCGGGUGGGUGGGGAAGAAACCGAGUGUCCUUGACUGUUCCGCUGCAGAUACUAUAA
Messenger RNA from Aspergillus uvarum CBS 121591, 714 nucleotides. RefSeq lists its product as uncharacterized. The record is from RefSeq and is a predicted model, not a curated record. The transcript has a single exon. Lineage: Eukaryota; Fungi; Ascomycota; Eurotiomycetes; Eurotiales; Aspergillaceae. The coding region runs from base 1 to 714 and encodes 237 amino acids.